Molecule: messenger RNA, 1466 nt
Organism: Paramecium primaurelia
Lineage: Eukaryota; Ciliophora; Oligohymenophorea; Peniculida; Parameciidae
Source: the annotation of a GenBank genome assembly
AUGAGUAAAUAAAUUAAUUAAUUAUUUACUAUGGGUUAUGAGAUAUAUUUUACAUUUCUACUCAAUCUCACAUUGAGCCUAUAUAUAAAUUAUGUUGUAACAAUCCCCUACAUGGUACAAUGCUAAUUUACUUUCUUUUAUAGGAUGAAGAAUUUCAUUUAGAUCAAAUGCAACAUUAUCUAGAUUCAGAUUUUGCUUAUUGGAAUCCAAAAUUGACAACUCCACCUAUGCUUUAUUUUCUUAAUUAUCCAUUUAUUGUAUUGCUCUCUAAAAUGGGAUUUAGCACACUUAUAGCUUGCAGAAUAAUCAACACGUAUAUAUAUAUUUAAUUAUAGUUUUAUAUAUCCAAUUAUCACAUUUUUAGUUUUAUCCAAAUUGUUUUAAAAUAAACAAAAGGCAUUAUUAUUUUCAAUUCUCCCAACUAUUUAUUUUUAUAACUUUUUGUUCUAUACAGAUACCUUAUCAAUUACAUUAUUAUCCUUAUCUUCUCAAUUAUUGUAGUCAAAGUAUUAUUUUAUUUCUUCAAUUGUAAAUUUUUUAAUGUUAUUGAUUUCUAGUUUUCAUUAUGUUCUGUGAUGAGUAGAUAAACCAAUAUAUUAUGGAUUGUUUAUAUCUGUAUUAAAGAUUAUUUGGAAUAAAAUUAAAUAAAGUUAUAAUUUAAAGAUCCUAGAUUAUGUAUUUAUUAUAUAUAUAUUUAAUUAAGCAAUUUCAUUUCAUCUUAAUGCUUUAUUCAAUAUGAUUUUGAGUGAUUUAAGAACUAUAAUAAGAAACUACAUUUAUCAUAUUUGUAUUUUAAUACUAUUUAUUGUAUUUCUAUAUAAAAAUGGUGGAGUUGUGUUAGGAGAUAAAGAUAAUCAUUAAUUAGUAUUUCAUUUUGCUUAAAUAAUGUACUUUAUGCCAGUUCUGUUUAUUUAUUUUCCAAUAAAUUGGAAUACUCUAUUAUAAUAUACUUAAUUAUCCAUAAAGAGAUUAUUAUUAUCUAGAAAUGCAAAAUUCACUUAUUUGAUUAUUUUGAUAAUAUGUUUGGAGAUUGUUCAUGAUUGGACAUACAUUCAUCCUUUUAUUUUAAGUGAUAAUCGUCAUUAUGUAUUUUAUAUUUGGAGAAGAAUCCUCUCCAAAGAUAUAUAUCGUUAUACUUUAUGUUUCAUUUAUGCUUUAAUUAUAGUAAUAAUAAGCAGAAUUUUAAUCAGUAAAUUAGUAAUCAUAAUAAUAUAGUUCGUAAAGAAUAAACUUUCUAAUUAAUUUUACUAUUUAUUUUCACAACUUUAUCUCUAAUAUUUAGUCCAUUGAUUGAACCUAGAUAUUUUAGUAUUCCUUUAUUAUUCUUUUAUUAACAUUGUUAAUUUGUAGAAUAAACUUUGAAAAAACAAAUAACUGUAUUUACUUUAAUAAAUUGCAUUAUUAUUUAUGUAUUUUGUGAAAUUAAGUUUUCUUGUGAUUUUCCAUAAUGUAGAUUUAUGUUUUGA